AUUGGAGGAGGGGGCGAGUUGUUUGGGGUUGGUGGGCCGGGGGUAUCGCGUCCGUCUCUCGGCUCGGCUUCUCCAAUAUCUUGCUAGCAUACUAUAGCCUGCCCCGCAACCACUAUGGAUUGUUAACGAGAAAAAUGGAUGAUCAUCGUGUCAGCUGCUUCUGUUGCAAGACGUUCCCCUGAAGAGUAGCUAUGGCUGAACCAGAAAUGUGUCCACACCUGGACUCCAUAGGAGAGGUGACCAAGGAGGACCUCCUCGAGAAAUCCAAGGGAACAUGCCAGUCCUGUGGAGCGGGUGGCCCAAACCUGUGGGCCUGUCUGCAGAGCGACUGCCAGUAUGUUGGUUGUGGAGAGUCGUUCUCCGAUCACAGCACCCUGCAUGCUCAGGCUGAGAAGCACAACCUGACGGUGAACCUGACCACGUUCAGGAUCUGGUGCUAUGUGUGUGAGCGGGAGGUGUUUCUGGAGCACAGGCCGGCGCUGCUGCCUGUCCACGCUGCUCCUCACACCUGUAAAGCCUCAGAGCAGGAAGCGCCUCCUCAGCCACUUAGUCACCCACUGAAAGGAGUACCGAUUGCUGUGGCUGAAGAUGAGGGUUCAGAGUCAGAGGAGGAUGAGGUUAAACCCAGAGGCCUGACAGGAAUGAAAAAUAUAGGUAACUCCUGCUACAUGAAUGCAGCUCUUCAAGCUCUGUCCAACUGUCCUCCUCUCACUCAGUUCUUCCUGGACUGCAGUGGCUUGGUCCGGACCGAUAAGAAACCCGCUCUCUGCAAGAGCUACCAGAAACUCAUCUCCGAACUCUGGCAUAAAAAACGGCCCAGCUAUGUCGUGCCUACCAGUCUGUCUCAUGGCAUCAAACUAGUAAACCCCAUGUUUCGUGGUUACGCUCAGCAGGUAGGGGCAAGCACCCAGCAGGACACUCAGGAGUUCCUGCGCUGCCUGAUGGACCAGCUGCACGAGGAACUGAAGGAGCCGCUGACAGAGUGCAGCAUGAGCGGGGAGGGCAGUGAUGGUGAGGAGAUAAGAGAUGGAGAGCGCUCCCCAUCUGAGGAUGAAUUCCUAUCAUGUGACUCUGGCUCCAGCAGUGACCGGGGGGAGGGGGGGGGGGGAGGCGUGGGCGACGGAGAGCUGCUCCUGCAGGAUGAGUGCGACGGGGUGAGGGCGCCGACCGGAGGAGGGGUGGUGGGCGUCAGUACCGGAGGGGUGAUCUCGGAGAAGGAGAGGCUGAAGGAGAGGAGGGUGUCAGGCUCUCCUCUUCGCGGAGGCUCGCAGGAGAUGGACGAAGACGCCGAUGUGGAUACGGCCGCUGAGGAGGAGGGGGCUCCCGAGCGGGAAGACGAAGAGGAGUUAACGCCCACCACAAACACUGAGGCCGAGAACCAAGAGAACAACCAGUUAUCUGAUACUGGGCAAGGGCAGAGCAGCCAGAGCAGCAGCACCUCAGAGCCAGACAAUGAGGUGACAAUGAGCCAGACUCAGUCCACUCCCUGCAGUCCUGUGAGGACGCUUCAGGAGCUGCAUCCCAAACUGUCCUCCAGCCCGCCUCGCUCCAGCCCCUUGCGCUCUGCAGGGCCUGCGUACGCCUUCAAAAAAGCUCAGCUGCUGCUCAGUGCCAAGAAGAAGAAACAGUCUCACUUCCGUAGUGUGAUCUCAGACAUCUUCGAUGGCUCCAUCCUCAGUCUGGUCCAGUGUUUGACCUGCGACAGGGUCUCUACUACAGUGGAAACGUUCCAGGACUUGUCCCUCCCUAUUCCGGGUAAAGAGGACUUGGCAAAGCUCCAUUCGUCCAUACAUCAGAACCUCCCGGUAAAGACCGGGGUGUGUCCCGACACUUACGGCUCGCAGGGCUGGGUCACCUUCUUCAUGGACUCCAUACGCCGGUUCGUAGUCUCAUGUAUCCCCACAUGGUUUUGGGGGCCCAUGGUGACCCUGGAGGACUGCCUCGCUGCUUUCUUUGCUGCAGAUGAGCUCAAAGGGGACAACAUGUACAGCUGUGAGAGAUGUAAAAAGUUGAGAAAUGGUGUCAAAUUUUGCAAAGUACUUAGGCUUCCAGAGAUUCUUUGCAUUCACCUGAAACGCUUCCGGCACGAGGUCAUGUAUUCGUUUAAGAUCAGCAGCCACGUGUCCUUCCCGCUGGAGGGCCUGGACAUGAGGCCUUUCCUGGCCAAAGAGAGUCCGUCCCAGGUCACCACCUACGACCUGCUGUCAGUCAUCUGUCACCACGGCACUGCAGGAAGUGGACACUACAUAGCGUACUGUCAGAACGUGAUUAAUGGUCAGUGGUAUGAGUUUGAUGACCAGUAUGUGACAGAGGUCCAUGAGACGGUGGUGCAGAAUGCAGAGGCCUACGUGUUGUUCUAUAGGAAAAGCAGCGAGGAGUCUGUGAGAGAGCGGCAGAAGGUGGUGGCUCUGGCCAGCAUGAAGGAGCCCAGCCUGCUGCAGUUCUACAUCUCCAGAGAGUGGCUGAACAAGUUCAACACCUUCACCGAACCGGGCCCCAUCAGCAACCACACCUUCCUCUGUCAGCACGGAGGAAUCCCUCCUAAUAAAUACAACUACGUGGAUGACUUGGUUGUGAUUGUUCCUCAGAAUGUGUGGGAGUAUCUUUACAACAGUUUUGGAGGGGGCCCUGCAGUGAACCACCUGUAUAUGUGCGCCAUCUGCCAGGUAGAGAUUGAAGCUCUGGCUAAACGCAGAAAAACUGAAAUAGACACCUUCAUCAAGCUGAACAAAGAGUUUCAGGCUGAAGAGGCUCCGACGGUGAUCCUGUGCAUCAGCAUGCAGUGGUUCAGAGAGUGGGAGGGCUUCGUGAAGGGCAAAGACAACGAGCCACCUGGUCCCAUCGACAACAGCAAAAUCGGUGUUAUGAAAGGAGGGCACAUACAACUCAAGCAAGGUGCAGACUACGGUCAGAUCUCAGAGGAGACAUGGCAGUACUUGUUGGGAAUUUAUGGCGGAGGGCCGGAGAUCGCAGUGAGGCAGACGGUGGCCCCGGCCGACCCCGACAGCCUCCACGGGGAGAGGAAGAUCGAGGCAGAAACCAGAGCACUUUGAGAUAAAAACAGGUCUUCUGAUUCUCUUUCCACUCCUGUUCUCGCAGGAAGCUGCGGAAUUUGCACCGUGGUGGAGAAACGUCGUCGCGAGCACUUUGUAAAUGUAGCAACGCUUACUCUGACGCCGUGUUGCAAAGAGAGUGAAACGGUACUUUAAAUGUCACAUUAUUUAUUGGAUAACUCUGAUCCUCAAUGUUAAGAUGUGUACAAAAACAGCUGUCGUGUCACAUCUCUGGAGGUGUUUUUGGUAGCUAUGGUGUGUCAGUAGCUGUCAGAUACUGCUGAGGAGGAGAACUGAGGACUUCACUGGAAGCAAAGACCCAAGAGACGUUAACGAGCUUUCUGUUUGCCUGUUUACUAGUUACAUAGCAACACAUUCAGGCAUCAUGUGAGAGAUGUCACAUAAAUCAUACUCUUGCACCCCCAACCUUAAAUACACAGUAUAACUGAGCCCUCAGGAAUGGAGGUCUGUUGUUUGGUUAAGCCAGGGGAAAUGAUCAGAUCUUCAAGAAAAUACCGCAGCAGGUACCAGGAAACAUGCAUGUGUCCAAAAACAAACAAACACUUCAAUAGCUUCAAAACGCAUGAAUUUGCUAUUCCUUUAGUUCAACCCAAUCUAUUUUCUGUGGUCAAAUUGAUUGAAAUGUGUUGUCCCUCUUGUCCGGCACUACCCAUAAAGAGUACGGGCAUAAAGAUAAAUGGCUGGAGUACAGAAAUAGCUGAUUUUUUAGAACAAUUUUAAAACAUGGCAGAAGGGCAGGAAGAGGAUGAGUAUACAUUUGAUGCAGUAGCGGUACAUUUGCAAAAAAUCAUUUCAAAAUUAAAAAAUGAUCAGCACAAAAUGCACAAAUCCAGAAGUUAUGAUUAUUUGAUUGAUCAAGUAUAUUUCUUAUUUCCACAAACAAUCUUGUGCAUGUUUUGUCAUCAGAAAAAUAAGCUAUACUCACACUGCUAUAAAUAUCUGUGCAUCUGCAAGUUGCAUUCUUCUUGAAGAUGCAUUUUAAAAUGAUAUGUAAAAACACACGUCUUCACUAUAGCUCGUUUACUCGUUAAAUCUUAAUAUGUUUGAACACUUCCACCCACACAGGAAGCGAUGAAUCAACACAUUCCUCUAACCGCAACACUCUUUAAUCGAGAAAUAUGUAUUAAGAUUUUUUGCUUUUUUUUUUAUAUCCUUGGAUCACAGAUACUACUCAAACCGUGUGUUGUGCAAUUUAAAAACAAUGAGACACUACAAAGACCUCCAAAUACCAGCCUCUGACUUCCAUUUAAAGCAGCGAACAUGCAGAGUUGCUAAGAGCAGUUACUUUGUUUAAAUCUGAAAUAUCACACUAAAUAUUGUUCUGCAGAUUCCUUCUUUUACAGCAUAAAUUGCGAUUAAAGUACCAGGGUAAAAUCUAGGAGAAAUGGCACGAAGCCAGUCGAAACUUUGGGGGAAAAAUACAUAAAAAACACGUCCUCCUCUUUCUCAUUGUAGACGAAUCACAUGCUUGCCUUUUUUUACUGUACAGACCUGCUGAGUGUGCCGACACAUUUGAAGCCUGCUGUUGUGGUAGAGUGAGCGAUGGGAAACAAGAAUGUCGAGUGUUUCUCUUAUUUUUAUAAAACAUACCAAUCUAGAGUACCCAUUAAAUGAUCUUUCUGUUGCAUUAAAUUAUGUUUAAAUAGCACAAUUACUUUAAACUGUUUAUAAAAUGACUCGGAGCAGACGGUAAUUAAAAAUACCCAACAGACAUUUCUCACUGUAAAUAUUUUGACAUGUCUUAGCAGGAAAAGUUACGAGUACCAUUUACAAUCUAUAUAUAAUAAAUUAAAGUAUGACAGAUAUAGGAGCUGACACCAGAAGCUGAUGUUGCGAGUGAACUUUACUUUUUGGUUUAUUUGACAGUUUUUGGUUCUUGUUUUUUCAGUUUUUUGCAAAGUUACAUUUUAAAUAACUGCUUUUUGGUCACUUGAAGACAUGGAAAACAAUUUGGGAACAAAAGACAGGCAUAACUAUUCAAGUUGAUGUUAGCAAACCGUGGCUAAUUGACACAUUCAAACGUCCCAUACGAACAUUUUCAAUCAUAUAGAGUCACGUUUCUGAUAAAAAGGAUAGCAAUGUUUACUGUUUUGGCUCCGUUUUUAAACACUUUAGGGAAAUACCUGCCUUUUCAUGUACCAAAUCCUUCUAUAUAUUUAUCAGCUAGUCACUUACUAUGUCUGUUUAGUUAGGAACAGGUAGUUAAAGAUGAUUUUUACAUCGUUUACCCUGAAAAAGUGAAAUAGCGGCACAGAAAGCUAAACAAUGAGCUAGAACUAUAAAGCUGCGUAAACCAGAGUGAAGCUGCACAUUGUUUAGCUUCAUCACCACAACCCCUUUCUUAUUAAUUCAUAUUAUUACAAAGAUAAAUAUACACUACCUUUAGGAAUAUCAUUUUUACUUUCAAAGAAAGAAAAAAAACAUUAAAUAAAAAGGAAAAUCCUCAUAGUUCAGACAGAGUCGUCAUACUGAAUAUCCUGUGAGCAAAACCAUUUAAUACUUAACGGAAAAAAGCCAUCAUGAUUAUAAUUCUACUUCAAAUGUUCCUUUAUUUUCACUUUAUUCCAGACCAUGGUCUAAAAUGAUCUCCAUGUUUUCUUUUGUUGUUGUUGAUGUGUCCAAAGAGCAAUUCACCAAUUUUAGUAAUUUGUCUUAAGAAAAACUGUUUUGUAGCAUUUUCGUUUUACACGUGUCCAGUCUGUAUCCAGCAGAGAUGAUAUUGAUGCUAUAGAGAAUUGUGAGUGUGUGCUAUGUUUAGAUUUUUGGGGGAUUAAGUGCAAUGAAAAAAAAUGACAAAUCUUUGUGCAAUGUGGUGUUAAGAAGCGUUGCGUGGUAAUUACUUAAUUAUCCCCACCCGGGAGUUUGUUUGCUUCUGUUACAACACGUAGCUAUGCGUGUGAGAUUUCUAUUUCACAGGGAAAUUCAAGCAUUGCUGUAGUUUGAGAACGUUCAUCAGGAAUAUCGUGACAGCCCGGAGACAGCCCAACAGAUUUCCGCUGACUCAUGUUUUCCCCAUUUUUUACAGUGUGUGGCUGUGUCAUGAUCAUGGUGAUAACACAGGACUUAAGUCUUAAAUGAUAUGUCUUAAUGUCUGUGUAACUGAUGUAAUUACUCAUGACUGGUUUAAUGAUUAAAAUUGCCUGGUCUUUGAUUUCA
Messenger RNA from Gymnodraco acuticeps, 6230 nucleotides. RefSeq names its product ubiquitin specific peptidase 20 (gene usp20). Gene Ontology annotation, molecular function: cysteine-type deubiquitinase activity; zinc ion binding. The coding region runs from base 192 to 3053 and encodes 953 amino acids. NCBI's taxonomy places the organism in Eukaryota, Metazoa, Chordata, Actinopteri, Perciformes, Bathydraconidae. The transcript is spliced from 25 exons. The record is from RefSeq and is a predicted model, not a curated record. Gene Ontology annotation, biological process: protein deubiquitination.